ACUGCUACCAGCCCUUCAUCCAGUGGGCAGCGGCCAGACACCCCCCUACUGUGACAAGGCGGGGUUACGAUGCCACCCUGCUCGUGAGAGCGCCGGGGGCUGUGAGCGCGGCAGAGCGCUGACCUGGAAGUAAAGCGGCGUGUGAAAUCCCGGCAGCGGGCGCAGAGCCCGGCGGGCAGCCCGGGGAGGGCGCCGGUAAUGCUCACACAUCCCCGGGGCGCCGCUGCACUGGAUGGGGAGGAUUCUGUGAGCAAAUUUUAUUUGAACUCGCCGGUGGCAACAACUCAGCAGAGCCCCUUCUCCCGGGGGCAGACAGGCAUUCCUGCUCCCCACCCCUCUUUCCUCAUCCUUUCCCAGAUGCGGGUGCCAAUGGGGGAAGGCAAAUUAUUUUUAGCAUCCAGCUUGUCAGCAAAGACCUAGCUGAGCCCUAGGCUCCCAGUGACAUCAGUGCAAUCUUUCACCAGCAAAGUCAUUACCAGAUACACAUUGCAGAAAACUAAUUCCAGAGCCUCACAAACCCAUCCCUGAUCAUCAUCUGCAUGCUCCCGAGUCAGCUCUGGGGCUGGGGACCGUCCAUGACACCAGUGAGGGCACCGGGAGCAGCCAUCCACUGUCAUCAUGUCCCUGCUGUGGAUUCAGGGUGUCCCGGUUCAGCAGUCAGAGGGGUGGGAGACCCAGUUCUUCCCGGGAGCCUCUCCCCAUUUGGAACACUGGUCUGAAGAAAUGACCUAGAAAGACUCCGGGCUGAAGUUCUUCCGUGCCUGCCCAUCUGUGGAGCAUCCCAGCAUCACUGCUCAGCCCUGCAGUAGUUUCAUGCCUCAUGUUCCUUGCCGCAGACCCCAUAGGUGUCAGCACAGUAGGGAGGGGGCUCUGGGUUGGACACAUGUUCCUGGUACAGCCAGGCAGGUGGGGGGCGUAUCCCAACUUCCAGUUGCAGGAUGAUCCUGCCCGGGCACGGCCAGGUGGGACCCGAGAGCCGCAGAGGGCAGGAUAAGGACCCCCGCACACACGGUGGGGGGCUCGGCUGCCCCGUGCCCAUGGGUGUCCCAUGGGAAAGAGGAGCCGAGGGCAGCCCUGACCGCAGGCUCUCCAGAGCAGGCAGCGGGCCAGCCGGCUCUGGCACCCGGCCCGGAAGUCUGUCCUGCCCCUUCACUAUGACUCUGCAAAACGGUGGGGCGGCGGCCGUGACGAUGACGAUGGCCAGGCCAGGAGGAAGCAAAGGGGCCCGGCUGGGCGCUGCGCUGCUCGGGGCAGAGCGGAGGGCUCGGCUGAGCAGGACAGAGGAAGGCCAAAGCCGGGCGGCAGCAACAGCCAUGGCUGAGGCUGACGACAGGAGCAUCCAUACACAGCACAUCUCGGCCGUGCACAACGUGCCCAUGCGUGUCCUCAUCCGGCCCAUCCCGGCAGAGCUGGAGCCGGAAAAGGUGCAGAGCCUGAUGGAGACCCUGCAGGAGGAUCCCGAGCGGGUGCCCCCCAUCGACGUGCUCUGGGUCAAAGGCAGUGAGGGCGGCGAUUACUUCUACUCCUUCGGGGGCUGCCACCGCUUCGCUGCCCACCAGGCACUCCGCCGGGAGACCAUCCCGGCCAAGAUCAUCCCCUCCACCCUCAGCGACCUCCGGACCUACCUCGGCUCCUCCACGCCUCACCUGCGCUAGCCCAGCACCCCGAGGAUGCCCAGCAGCCCCCUCUGUCCCUGGCGGUUCCGAGCCGUGAGCCCCUGGUGAGGAUGCCCAGGGGUCCCCAGCCCUGGGGAGUCCCCGGGGUCCCUCCAGCCGGGAGGGGUCAGGCUCUCACCGGUACCGGGAGGCGCCCGGCGGGGCCGGCAGGUGGCGCCAUUGUGCCGCGCUGCGCCGCCCGGAGCGACCCCGCGGACCGGGACGGGACGGGAUGAACCGGGACGGGAUGAACCGGGACGGGAUGAACCGGGGCAUGGCGCAAUCGGGAAUAGCUGAACCGGGAUGGAACAGGCUAAACCGGGGCACGGCUCAAGCGGGAAUAGCUGAACCGGGAUGGAAUGGGCUUAAUCGGGGCAUGGCUCAAGCGGGAAUGGCUGAACCGGAGCACACUGGAACUGGGACAAGUCACAGCUCAUUCGGAGCGCAUCUGAACCGGGGAGGGGUACGGGCGUACUGGGACACAACAGAAUCAAGGACACAAAGAAGAGACACAGCUGACCCAGCAUGGCCAGUCCCCAGCCCACCCUCAGCGAUUCUGGGCUCACCUGUCAUCCCAGUCUCCAUGGGGAACAUCUCCAAAAUCCUGUGGUGGGGACAUCUGCUGCUGCACCUGGAAUAAAGAUGAUCAAAACCCCUGCA
Molecule: messenger RNA, 2315 nt
Organism: Poecile atricapillus (Black-capped chickadee)
Lineage: Eukaryota; Metazoa; Chordata; Aves; Passeriformes; Paridae
Gene: SRXN1
Product: sulfiredoxin 1
Exons: 2
Coding region: 939-1655 (238 amino acids)
Biological process (GO): cellular response to oxidative stress
Cellular component (GO): cytoplasm
Molecular function (GO): sulfiredoxin activity
Source: RefSeq, a predicted model, not a curated record